Molecule: messenger RNA, 1908 nt
Organism: Cydia pomonella (codling moth)
Lineage: Eukaryota; Metazoa; Arthropoda; Insecta; Lepidoptera; Tortricidae
Product: beta-1,3-galactosyltransferase 2-like
Exons: 3
Coding region: 791-1789 (332 amino acids)
Cellular component (GO): membrane
Molecular function (GO): hexosyltransferase activity
Source: RefSeq, a predicted model, not a curated record
GCGACAAUUCAUUCCACAUUUUAGCUGUGCGAGGCAGAAAGUUUCUGGAGAAACACACAGGUGAGGACUGCCAACCAUCUAAGUGGUGAGGAUGGAAAUGUUGUCGCGUAAGGCGAUGGCGAAAAGAAGCGGCAGGGAUUAAUCCGAAUAAUUUCUCGGAAUAGAUCCCCGUUAUACAUGCGAUAGAAAAUGCAGAGCAAGGCCACAUCUCUACGCAGCGCCAAGGAGUCAAGCCGAUUCGAAAUACGCCGGCAGUCGACAAUUCGAGUCGCUCUUCGUUGGAUGCGGUCCAGAGGGAGAAGCUGGUACUGGGGUGCCCCUGCCCAUAGAUGAAAACAGAAUUCCAUAUGUGGGCGCACCUGCGCCUUAUAAAGCUGUAGGCGGUGGGCCGGUGUGAAAUACUGUUUCGAUCUGUUGAGCAAACCGAGCUUUUUGGAGGCUAAUUUGGCUUUACUCUUUAAAUGGCCGCGGAACUGGACUUCACUCGAGAUGUUCAGAUGUCGACGCCAAGAAUUCCGAUACCGGCUGCUGCUAACUGCUUUUUGAUCUUAAAAUAUAGACAUGUUUAUUUUUCUAAUACCAUAGAGCAACUUAUAUAAGCGUACGCACUUCAUACUUCAUAUGACACAUCGUACAUACAUCAUUGGAGUGCAUAAAUUUUAAUCAAUAAUGUGAUAUGAUUUUAAAAUUGUUUUAGAGAGUGUCAUAUUUUUUAAGAUAUUAAAUUUUUUACAUUAAGAGAAUAAGUAGGUAAAUAAAAGUCAAAGUAUUCCCAAAUUAUUGUUCUAAAAUGCAAGGAAAAUUAAAGAAAAUGGCAAUACUUUUAAUUACUGCAAGUUUUCGGAUUUAUCCGAGUUCACAGAUAAAAAGAGUGACAAAAAGAAGAAUACUUUACAAUCCAAUGGAAUAUCGGUUUAUGAAAGAUUAUAUAAUAUCGCCUUCCGAAAGGUUAUGUCAAAAACGCCCAUUUAUAAUCAUAAUAGUGACGUCGUAUGUGGGUAAUUUUGAGCUACGAAAUAUGUUCCGCAGAGGUAUGCCACGAGAAAUGCUGGAGUCAAUGAAUACCACGAGAAUUUUUUUAUUGGCGGAAAUCCCACCUGGUGAAAAGAAUAUUACCCAGAAUUGGAUAGAAGAGGAAAACGAAAAUUUCCACGACAUUCUCCAAGGCGCAUUUACAGAAAGCUACCGCAACUUAACGAUAAAACAUUUAAUGGGCUUACAAUGGGUCACAACGAAGUGCCCUAACGCGUCCUACAUACUCAAAGUUGAUGAUGACACUGUAUUCCGUUUCGAAAAAUUAUUAAACAUUUUAACAAAAAAUGCAAUCACGGAUGAUUUUCUUAUGGGCUACGUGCUAAAGCAUGCACAACCUAGAAGAGAUAAUACGAGUAAAUGGUAUGUGUCUUUGGAAGAAUAUCCAAAGAAGAAAUAUCCGACAUAUGUGUCAGGCUGGUAUUACGUGACUACCCCUACAGUAGCAGCAAAACUAUUAAAUGAAGCCAUGUACCAUCCAUACUUUUGGGUAGACGACGUUCUGGUCACAGGUAUUUUGAUUGGCGCCCUGAACAUCAGAAUUAUUGAAAUGCCCGAUGAAUUCUGGCUUGAGUAUAGGCUAAACGUUAUGAUUCAUACUAACAAAGACAUUUGGAAUAUUGAAGCAUAUAACCACUUUUUUGCAAUUGACAAUUUAGCUGAAACAAGCUGGUUAGCUCAACAAACGAAGACAAAAACAGCCAAAUCGGGGAAACAAUUCGUGUAUAAACGAAAAGUGUUGAAGAUGUUUUUAUAGACAAUUUUAUGUAAAUUAUUUAUGUAUCAGUCAGAUCUUAUUUUGCUAUAGGGACCGUGCGCGUUGGAGGAUCUGCCAUCUUGUAGCCUAAAUCGGAACAAUAAACAUGUACAUUCACA